CCAACGUGCCGAUCAGCAGAAAGAUCCCUUACGCAGUUUGCCCUUCGUAGGACAGACGCGCUAAGAGAUCGAAAGACUUCAGUUGUGUUAUUGUCGCUGAAAUCUUCACCAUUCCCUUCCUUCCUUUCUAAGCUGAUGCGAACGACACCAAACUGCCUUUGCAGCUGUGGGCCGUCUUUCUUUUUCCGGGAGGCAUGAGUUUAUCAGAAGCACGCCUUUUGUAAGGUCGAGAGACUCAAGCUUUGCAUCCCUCCCGAUCCUCAAUCUCCGCAUCUUUGUUCCGCCGCUGGGCUGGAAAAAUCGCCCUUGAGCGAGAUGCACAGCAACUGGUUCGCAGGCUGCGGGCACUGCAGAAGAACAAGUGGCUCCGGCGGUGGUGACGCAGCUUAAUUGCGUCAUUUUCCAGGCGCCGCUGGGGUUGGAGAUGGGCAGAGGGAGGCAUGGCGUGCAAAGGGUAGUCUGGCUGGUCGGAGCUGCGAUUGCUAUCAAUAGAAAAAGACCAGAAGAUCAGGAGAACUGUAACUGUAGGCUAGACUGAGAAGUCAAGAAUGCAGUGACAAAUCAUUUCUGUAUGCUACGAUGGUCGACUAGCAGCUGAACUUGACUUAGAGUCUCCUUCCACUGGUCCUAGAGAGAGGCAAGAAGCCUUGGAUUUUGGUGAUUUUGCUGAGCAUUACUCAUAUGCUUUGAAACCUGCUCUGCCACUUUAAGGGUCCUUCAUGGACUAGGCUAGGAAGAAAAGUCGUAGCCAUCAUGGGGCAAAGUGAAUCGGAGCCACAGAAGGAGGAAGAGGUGUUGGGAGUUGUGAUAGGAGCUGGGCUUUCGGUGUUGCUUGUUUCUGCUUUGGUACUGAUAUUGAUCCACCGAUUUCAUCUUCAGAAGGUUCAGGCUCAAGAACAACCAAAAUAUCGAUUUCGCAAGCGGGAUAAAGUAUUAUUUUAUGGACGAAAGAUUAUGCGCAAGGUUUCUCAAUCUACAUCCUCCCUUGUAGACACUUCCAUGUCUGCUUCACGGCCACGCAUGAAAAAGAAGCUCAAGAUGCUAAAUAUUGCCAAAAAGGAACUGGCUAAUUGUCUGCAGAAAUUUCAGCUUUUUCUUCCUGUGCUCAGAAUCCUGCGUAUCAAGAAGGAGCUGCCAACCCUUCAGCUAAAGGAGCCACCCCCAUCUGUUUUGGAGGCUGAUCUCACAGAGUUUGAUGUGGCCAACUCUCAUCUCCCCUCUGAAGUACUCUACAUGUUAAAGAAUGUGCGGGUGCUAGGCCACUUUGAGAAACCCUUAUUCCUGGAAUUGUGUAAACACAUGACCUUUCAACAGUGCCAGCAAGGCGAAUAUGUCUUUCGCCCAGGUCAGCCUGAUACCAGCAUCUAUGUGGUCCAGGAUGGAAAAUUGGAGCUCUUUCUAUCUGAACAGGAUGGGAAAGAGACUCUUGUGAAGGAGGUGUUCCCAGGAGACAGUGUGCAUAGUCUUCUCAGCAUCCUGGAUGUCAUCACGGGUCACCAACGGCCAUAUCGGACAGUGUCAGCACGGGUAGCUGAAGACUCCACUGUGCUACGGUUGCCGGUGGAAGCCUUCUCAGCAGUCUUUGAGAAGUAUCCUGAGAGCUUGGUCCGGGUGGUUCAGAUCAUAAUGGUUCGUCUUCAGAGAGUCACCUUUUUGGCCUUGCACAACUAUCUGGGCCUGACAAAUGAGCUUUUCAGCCAUGAAAUGCAGCCAUUGCGGCUUUUUCCCCAGUCGAGUCACCCCUCCCGCACAAGUCCUGUCUGGCACAGCAAACGCAUAAUUAAUGCUUCCUCUAUUGAGGACACAAAGGAUAGUACUGGAAGGCAACCAGAUGCCUCUAAAGAUCAAGGUGAUCCCUUGAAAUCAGGUUUAUUAGAACCCUCUGUUCCUCCUUUGUUGAGCCGUUGUAUCUCCAUGCCAGUUGAUAUUUCAGGAAUACCGAAGGGCCCACGGUCAGACUUUGAUAUGGCCUAUGAGCGAGGCCGCAUCUCAGUUUCUCUUCAGGAAGAUAGUACAGUUUCAUUAGAUGGCUUUGCUCCAUCAGCUUCCCAAGACUCCCGCGAACGAAAAUCUGUGACAGUGGAGGAACAGCCAUCAGGCAUCUACCAUUACAACUAUUGUGAGGAUGAUUCAGCAACUGGGGAUUGCCCAUUUGGACCAUACCAGGGCCGCCAGACUAGUGCCAUUUUUGAGGCUGCCAAACAGGAGCUGGUAAAACUCAUGAAAAUUGAGGAUUCAUCCUUACUAAAUAAUCGGGUGCUUUUGCAUCAUGCCAAGGCAGGAACAGUAAUUGCACGUCAAGGAGAUCAAGAUGUCAGCUUGCACUUUGUACUUUGGGGCUGUCUGCAUGUUUACCAGCGGAUGAUUGACAAGGCUGAAGACGUGUGCCUCUUCCUGGUGCAACCUGGGGAGAUGGUGGGCCAGCUAGCAGUGCUUACUGGAGAACCACUGAUUUUCACCAUCAAAGCAAAUCGUGAUUGUACUUUUCUUAAGAUCUCCAAGUCUGACUUUUAUGAGGUUAUGAGGGAACAGCCAAGUGUGGUAUUGAGUGUGGCUCAUACUGUGGCAGCUCGCAUGUCUCCUUUUGUGCGUCAAAUGGACUUCGCUAUUGAUUGGAUGGCAGUAGAGGCUGGACGAGCACUUUACAGGCAAGGCGACAAGUCUGACUGCACCUACAUUGUGCUGAAUGGGCGCUUGCGCUCUGUCAUUCAAAAGGCCAAUGGGAAGAAGGAACUCGUUGGGGAAUAUGGGCGUGGGGACCUCAUUGGAGUGGUAGAAGCUCUGACCCAUCAAGUACGAGCUACUACUGUCCAUGCUGUGCGGGACACAGAGUUGGCCAAGUUACCAGAAGGGACUCUCAACAACAUCAAAAGACGCUAUCCUCAGGUUGUCACCCGGCUUAUCCACCUACUGAGUCAGAAGAUCCUGGGAAAUCUGCAGCAGUUGCAUGGCCCUUUCCCAAGUUCAGGUCUUGGCAUGACCUCCAGCUCAGAACUGACCAAUCCAGCUAGUAAUCUCUCAACAGUGGCAGUCCUUCCAGUGUGUGAUGAAGUGCCCAUGGCAGCCUUCACCUUGGAACUCAAACAUGCUCUGAAUGCAAUUGGCCCAACCCUGCUGCUCACCAGUGACAUAAUCCGUGCUCGUCUUGGAGCAUCAGCAUUGGAUAGUAUCCAUGAAUAUCGACUAUCUGGCUGGCUAGCUCAGCAAGAGGACAUUCAUCGCAUUGUUUUGUACCAGACUGAUUACACCUUGACUCCUUGGACAGUGCGUUGCAUCCGGCAAGCUGACUGCAUUCUCAUUGUGGGCCUGGGGGACCAAGAGCCUACACUGGGUGAGCUAGAACAGAUGCUGGAGAAUACAGCAGUGCGAGCCCUAAAGCAGCUUAUCCUCCUGCACCGUGAAGAUGGCCCCAGCCCUGCCCGCACAGUGGAGUGGCUCAACAUGCGCAGCUGGUGCUCAGGGCAUCUACACAUCAAGUGCCCACGCAGGGUCUUUUCUCGACGCAGUCCCAACAAACUGAGAGAGAUGUAUGGGAAAGUCUUUGAAAAGAAUGCGGAUCGUCACAGUGACUUCUCCCGUCUGGCACGAGUCCUUACAGGCAAUACCAUCGCUCUGGUUCUGGGUGGUGGUGGAGCCAGAGGUUGUUCUCACAUUGGAGUGAUCAAAGCCAUGGAGGAAGCUAGUCUCCCUAUCGAUCUGAUUGGCGGCACCUCGAUUGGCUCCUUCAUAGGGGCCCUUUAUGCAGAGGAGAGGAGUGCAGUGCGCACAAAGCAGCGGGCCAGAGAAUGGGCAAAGAAUAUGAAUUCAGUGUUUGCAACUGUGCUGGAUCUCACCUAUCCCAUCACCUCCAUGUUCUCUGGCUCUGCCUUCAACACCAGUAUUCACAAAGUGUUCCAGGAUAAACAGAUUGAGGAUCUGUGGCUCCCAUAUUUUAAUGUGACAACAGACAUCACAGCUUCUGCCAUGCGUGUGCAUAAAGAUGGUGAGCCUGGAGCCCUUGCCCCACCCCAGCCACUCUGCAACUCCAGAAGACUCUCUCAGACAGGCAGCGUGUGGCGCUACGUCCGGGCCAGUGCAUCUUAUACCCCCUAUUUGCCUCCUCUCUGCGACCCCAAGGACAGUCACUUGCUUGUGGAUGGCUGCUAUGUUAACAAUGUCCCAGGCUCGCUGUGGCGGUAUGUGCGAGCUAGCAUGACCCUUUCCGGGUACCUACCGCCACUCUGCGACCCCAAGGACGGCAAUUUACUGAUGGAUGGCGGCUACAUCAACAACCUUCCAGGUUUGCAUUUCAGAUGACUUUUUAUGAAGCUUUGUUCCAUUUUGCCCAGCACAUGCCCUGCAAGUGGCAGGUAUGUAAACUGACAGAAUUCACAGAGUUUUAGAUAAUCAUUCAAUGGACCAUAAACCUACUUUUUGGUUCCAAUGAAUGAUUUCUUAAGCAUUCUAGAUACGUUAUUUGUCAUGUCUUUAUAUGUUAGCUUUAGUGCAAAUUGUUCUUUUCCAGAUAUUUCUCUUAAAUUUAGGUACAUAUUUUCUUGUUUCUGUACUUAACGGGAACAAAUAAAUGUGCUCGCUGGUUCAUUCUCUUGAAAUGUCCAUGAAAUAUCAGCAUAUUCUGGUGUUUUCUUUAUAAUUUUGGAUCCCUGGAGCUAAGCUUACUUAUUUCCUUAUCACGAUUUUUCUAAAGUGAUUUGCUUUCUAGAUCUUCACUUAUUUAUGUAAACUUUUUUAAGUCUGUUUCACUCACCAUUUUCUCAGCAUCAUUCCUAGCUGGACAAGCAAUCUUUUUUUCUUGGAAAAGGCCUUUUCAGGCCUGAACUGAGAGAGGCUAUGAUUUAACAAACCUGAGCUGGCUUUGCUUCUUCUGUUGCUUGGUUUUCUGAGAAAUAAUAGUUGUGUAUUUGCCAUAUUGUCCAUUCCAGCAAGUAAGUUUUUGUGUGCUUUAAGUUUGAAGCAUUUUGUAAAUUGACCACAUUGUAUAUUCUUUGCUAUAUUUUUGUAACUACGCAACUAGUAUGAAGAAUAUUAAACCUCUUCCUCUGUUUAUCUGCUUGUUGCCUCUGAAAAUACAAGGAGGUAUUACCUCACAUUUUUACCAUUAUCUACACCACCCCCCCAAUAUGGGAUAAUAAUAAAAGGCCACUGUGUUCAGUUUUACAUGAAGGUACUUGCACUUGAACAUUCUGCAAGCCACAGAGUAGAUGCCAUUUUAAACCAACAUGCAAGUUUCAAAUGGGAAGUUACAAAUAAUUGGGCCUGGCUAAAAGAGCUGGUAUACUAUUUAAUAUAAUUGAAUUAACAGUUAAGUUUCCAACAUGCUGUCCUCCAGGUAUUUGGGAUUUUAACUCCCAUUAAAAGCUAUGCUGAUUAGGAAUUUCAAAAUGUAAGUGUUGGCAAGUUUGAAAGACUCCAGGUUAGAGAAAGCUAAAGCAGCAGGAUUUCUCCCUCAUUACUGUUAUUCUAUGGCUCUUAAGAGCCUAUAAGAAUAAUGUCUAAAUAAGAAUAGAAAAAGCCAACUCUUCUGCUGUCUAUGUAAUACACAGUUAUUUCCAUAAAUGUUUGCCCAGUACUAAAAGCAUGUCAGCUGCUUCGUGUUGCUUUAUUAAAUAACACUUAAGUUAUACAAGUUGUCCUUCUUUCUGUCUACACCAGGGGUGUCAAACUGCUGGCCCACAGGCCAAAUGCAUCAUAGUGAAACCGCGCCCACUCCAUUGCCAGCAAUGGCAAAAAAAAGUUGUGAUACGUUGGGACACAUCACAUGACAUUGUGAGUUUGACACCCCUGGUCUAGAACUUUCUCCAAAAAUAAAUAUAAAGGGAGAUGCAGUCCCUUCUAGGACCAAUUGUAGCUAGUUAAGAGGUUGCUAUUCCAAAGUUUUCAGCAGGGCAAAGAAAUUAUAUUCAUGAUGACAAACCGCUUUUCCUAUAAAGGAGGCCCAAUUGAUUGAUGUUAAUGCUGAGAAAGGAAAGUUGGUCAGAGGGAAUUACCUUCUACAACAUCAAAGAAUGUUCUCCCCAACUCUCUGAUUUGGUGGUGGUGGCGGCAUGUUCUUAGCUUUUGUCUCUUCACAUUGUCUUUCCCCUGAAACAUUUCCCUCUUUCUCCUCCCUUAAAUGUAGCUGACAUUG
This is a messenger RNA of Crotalus tigris (Tiger rattlesnake), 6127 nucleotides long. RefSeq names its product patatin like phospholipase domain containing 6 (gene PNPLA6). Bases 754 to 4296 code for a protein of 1180 amino acids. Gene Ontology annotation, cellular component: endoplasmic reticulum. The transcript is spliced from 34 exons. NCBI's taxonomy places the organism in Eukaryota, Metazoa, Chordata, Lepidosauria, Squamata, Viperidae. Gene Ontology annotation, molecular function: phosphatidylcholine lysophospholipase A1 activity. Gene Ontology annotation, biological process: lipid metabolic process. The record is from RefSeq and is a predicted model, not a curated record.